This is a messenger RNA of Syngnathoides biaculeatus (alligator pipefish), 1628 nucleotides long. RefSeq names its product sulfotransferase 1B1-like. Gene Ontology annotation, cellular component: cytoplasm. Gene Ontology annotation, biological process: sulfation. The transcript is spliced from 8 exons. The record is from RefSeq and is a predicted model, not a curated record. The coding region runs from base 143 to 1096 and encodes 317 amino acids. Gene Ontology annotation, molecular function: sulfotransferase activity. Lineage: Eukaryota; Metazoa; Chordata; Actinopteri; Syngnathiformes; Syngnathidae.
UGGCUCGACAGCAAACCCACGUGAGUUCGCAGAAGCAAAGUCCAGAUGUUAGUGGACCGGACGGGACGAGGACUUCCAGCUCAAGACCCUGGCCAAUAUUUGACAGAAGAGGAAAAAAGGGAUUUCAGAUAGAACAAAAGCCAUGUCAGAAGACGAAGAGUUGUCGUACAGCGCUGCCAUCCAGGAGGCCAGCAAGUCCAUCUGUCGCUUCCCUCUUAUCCCAGUGAAAGGCAUUCCUCUCAUGAGCUACAUCGCCAAUAACUUUGACGCCAUCUCAGCUUUCUGUCCCGACAGCUCGGACCUCCUCAUCGCCACCUACCCCAAAGCGGGGACAACGUGGACCCAGGAAAUAGUUGAUCUGCUUCUUCACAACGGCGAUGCCGAGACCUGCAGACGAGCCCCCACGCCGGUCCGAAGUCCUUUCCUGGAGAUUUGUAACCCACCACCCAUCCCCACAGGCCUUGAGCUCCUGAGUAAAAUGGCUCCUCCGAGAAUCAUUAAGACACAUCUGCCAUUCCAGCUGGUCCCCGCCGGAUUUUGGGAAAAGAAGUGCAAAGCUAUCUACAUAGCCCGCAAUGCUAAGGACAACGUGGUGAGCUACUACCACUUUGAUCGCAUGAAUUUGACCCAACCGGAGCCUGGACCUUGGGAAGGCUACAUCCACAAGUUCAUGCACGGAGAAUGCAUACUAAUGUGCUCUGCAGUGCCGUGGGGCUCCUGGUACGAUCACGUGAAAGGUUAUUGGGAGGAACGAGACAAGAGGAACAUCCUGUACAUUUUCUACGAAGACAUGAAAGAGAAUCCCAGACGUGAAGUGGAACGCAUCAUGAGGUACUUGGACUUGUCCCUCUCUGAUGACAUCAUCACUCGCAUCGUGGAGCUGACGAGCUUCACAGCAAUGAAGGAGAACCCAAUGGCCAACUACACUUGCAUCCCCAAGAGCGUUUUCGAUCAGUCCAUCUCGGCCUUCAUGAGAAAAGGAGAAGUGGGCGAUUGGAAAAAUCAUUUUACACCUGAGCAGUCGGCAGAGUUUGAUGCGGACUACGAGAGGCAAAUGAAGCAAGCGGACAUCCCGUUCAGAACGGAGUUCUACUAAGACUUGGUUGCGCCAUUUCAACAGCUCCUACUUUAUCUUGAGUUUGUUUCUGUAUCAGGGCUGCAGGAAAGCUAACGGAACUUGCUACGCAGGAAUGUGUUUUAAGAAAUUAUCAUCAAUCCACUUCUGGGUUGAAAAAAAAAAAAACAAUCUACCGUAAAAGCUCGAAAAGAGAUAAAGACGGCAUGAGUCAGUCUCCAUCUCUUCCUGGGGACCAGGUGUUUCUGGCGAACGAAGGUGUUAAAGGCAAAUCCAAGCUCUCUGACAAAUGGCAACCCGACGUCUUCACUGUUGUGGCAGCAAAACCGACCUUGCAUGUCUACCGGGUUCAGGGAUCGAGAUGGAAAUGAACGUGUUGUUCACCGGAACCUGUUUCUUCAGGUCAACUUCCUGCUCUUGGCUCCAACCUCGAAUGUAAAUCAAUAUCCCUGACUACAUAAUAAACAAAAUAAAAGUUGCUUGUAUUAGGGUUUGUUUAAGCAACAGGUUUCUUUAGCAAGUUCAUUUUAAUGUCAUUGAUAGUGCUGUACAU